Gamsiella multidivaricata is the source of this 1862-nucleotide messenger RNA. RefSeq names its product WD40-repeat-containing domain protein. The record is from RefSeq and is a predicted model, not a curated record. NCBI's taxonomy places the organism in Eukaryota, Fungi, Mortierellomycota, Mortierellomycetes, Mortierellales, Mortierellaceae. Gene Ontology annotation, biological process: protein ubiquitination; DNA repair; mRNA splicing, via spliceosome. Bases 122 to 1618 code for a protein of 498 amino acids. Gene Ontology annotation, molecular function: protein binding; ubiquitin protein ligase activity. Gene Ontology annotation, cellular component: cytoplasm; U2-type catalytic step 1 spliceosome; Prp19 complex. The transcript has 5 exons.
CUUGCACCAGAGCCUGUAAAUCCCAGCUAACGCGUCCUGUGACGUAUUUGAGCAGGUAUUGCAAGGCGAAAGUCAUCUCUCUCACCAACCAACAGCACACACACACACUCUCUCCAGGAUCAUGUUUUGCGCAAUCUCUGGCGAGGCACCCGAGCACCCAGUGGUGUCCAAGAAGAACGGACAGGUCUAUGAACGCCGCCUGAUCGUUAAGUAUAUCGAGGACAAUGGCAAGGAUCCCGUCUCGGGCGAGGAGCUUUCGGUCGAGGAUCUUUUGGAUAUCAAGACUGCGCCCAGCACUGUCAAACCCCGUCCACCUACGAUGACCUCGAUCCCAUCGAUCCUCUCAGUCCUCCAGAACGAAUGGGACUCGAUCAUGCUCGAGACCUUCACGUUGAAGCAGCAGUACCAGCAAGUUCGCCAGGAACUCAGCCAUGCCCUUUACCAGCAUGAUGCUGCCUGCAGAGUUAUUGCCCGACUUAUGAAGGAGCGUGAUGCAGCUCGCGAGGCUCUUGCCAAUGUUCAGGCACAUUUGGGCACAAAGGCUGCGACUGGAGAGGCUGGAGAGACUGCAGAUGUUGCGAUGGAGGACACUACGGGAUUGCCAUCCGAAGUCCGCGAGAAGUUGGAGGCGACAACUGCGGUUCUGUCAAAGACGCGCAGACGUAAGCCCAAUACUACUGCAGAGGCGAUCCAGACCUACAGCCAACGCAAGGUCUUUGCAGGAUUGCAUACGGCUCGCUCACCAGGCAUCACCAGUCUGGAUCUGGAUGCCAAGAAUGGAUUGAUUUUGACAGGAGGUAACGACAAGAACGCACUGGUGUUCAGUCAGUCUGAGGAGAAGGUGGUCGCUACUCUGAAGGGACAUUCGAAAAAGAUUACGCAGGUUGCCUGGACUGGACGCUCAGAGGAGGCUGGAAUGGAUAUGACGUUGACGGCCUCGGCAGACAGUACGGUGAAGAUCUGGACGGCCAGCAAGAGCAACAGCUACAGCGUCGCACAUACAAUUUCGGGACAUAGUGCGGAGGUGACGGGAUUGUGCGUGCACCCAACGAAGGAUUAUGUUGCUACGGCCUCGAUGGAUUCGUCGUGGGCGUUCCAUGACCUUGAGACUGGUUCGACGCUAUUGACGGGUCGCUCGGAUGAUGUGACCAAGGGCUAUUUUUCGGCAGCGUUUCAUCCCGAUGGACUAUUGUUCGGUACAGGCACGACAGAGACGGUCAAGAUUUGGGAUGUUCGUACAAAGGAAGCUGUUGCAUCGUUUGAUGGUCAUGUGGGCGCAGUCAAGACGAUGACGUUUAGCGAGAAUGGAUAUUUGAUGGCGGCCGCAGGAGAGAACAACGAAGUGAGCAUCUGGAAUUUGAGGACACUGGAGAUUGUGCAGAAGCUGAAGGUUGCGGACCAGGGCGUGAUCAAUGCCCUGGCCUGGGAUCAGUCCGGAACAUACCUUGGAGUCGGAGGCACUGACAUUCGUAUUUUCAAGGUCAAGACGUGGCAGGAGCUCGCUAACCUUUCGGAUAACACUGCUGAUAUCACAAGUCUUAAGUUUGGACCAUUGGGCGACUACCUUGUCUCUGGUGGUUUGGAUCGUGCCCUUCGCAUUCACGGUGUUUCCGAGUAAUAUCUGCGGGAUAUAGGCGAAUGGAGAUGGGGACGAUGUGGUACUGGAUGAUCGACAACCCAUUGUUGCCAAGGAUUUUAAUACGGCGCAUGAAUAUACUAUUAUUCUUCACCACCACGGAUGCUGUCUUGAUCGUCCUAUUGUCUGCUUUUUCAUCACCAUGGUCAACGAACUGUUCUGUUAUCUUGCAGUUAUGUAUUCUGACCAUGCAACGCUAGGAUUUUUUUUCUUUAUAUUUUAUUUC